CCGAAGUCUGGCCCCGCAAGGUCCUGCACUACUACGUCAAGGUUCUCGUCACUCGAUCUUGACGAUAUCCUCGAGGUAAUCAUUGCUCGAGGCGUGGAGAGCAUCACCCUAGGAGACGACAUCACGCACUACAGAUCGGCCCACUGCUCCUUUGCCGCAUCUGCCACCGCCGCGAAUCCAGUGCCUGGGCCUUAAUUGGCCUAGGGACUUCCUUUCCAAACAUGGCACCUCUCAAUCUCAAUCUCUCGGGCUUCCUCAACGUCUUCAAGCUCAUCGCCAAGCCGUCUUUGUGCUUGCCGCACGCAACUGUGGCGACUUUCAGUGAUCUCCCUGUUCCUCUGGAGAAGGCUUUUGAGACAGAUGGCCGUGCCGUCAACAUAAGAGCCGUCGUGCUCGACAAGGACGACUGCUUCGCAUAUCCCGAUACAAACCAGAUCCACCCGCCCUACUUGGAACGAUUCAGGCAAUUGCAGAAGGAGUUCCCUGGACAGAAGCUUAUCAUCGUGUCCAACACCGCCGGCGCCCUGACCUUUGACCGUGAUGCAAAGCUCGCCAAGGAACUCGAGACAACAACCGGGGUCACUGUCCUGAGCCAUCGUGUCAAGAAGCCCGGCUGCAGUGACGAGAUCAUGGCGCAUUUUGCCAGGCACCCCGAGACCGGCGUCACGCAUCCCAGCCAGAUCGCCAUUGUCGGCGACCGCCUGGCCACCGACAUGAUGCUCGCCAACAUGAUGGGUAGCUGGGGGCUGUGGAUCCAGCAGGGUGUCAAGCCCAUGGCUCAAAAGGGCAUUUUCUCGAGACUCGAGCAGCGCGUGGAGCCAUUUCUGCGAGCCCGCGGAUACCGUCCCGCAGACCCGCGUUCGCCGUUUGAAUAGACCACGAUGGACAACA
Microdochium trichocladiopsis is the source of this 891-nucleotide messenger RNA. RefSeq names its product mitochondrial PGP phosphatase. The record is from RefSeq and is a predicted model, not a curated record. Bases 222 to 875 code for a protein of 217 amino acids. Gene Ontology annotation, biological process: cardiolipin biosynthetic process. Gene Ontology annotation, molecular function: phosphatidylglycerophosphatase activity. The transcript is spliced from 3 exons. NCBI's taxonomy places the organism in Eukaryota, Fungi, Ascomycota, Sordariomycetes, Xylariales, Microdochiaceae. Gene Ontology annotation, cellular component: mitochondrion.